CGCAGUCGGUUGCUAGGUGUGAAUGAACUGAUGCUUUCUCACAAUUAAGCUGCUGCUCAGUUUACAGGUCGUCCACAACAAAGCAACAACUCGUCCUUGUUUGUGCCGCACCGGACAUUCAGAGCUAAAAAAAAAAAACAUGGCUCUUUGAACUCGUUAAGUAUUUUGGACCCGGAAAGAAGUCGUGCUUUGCUUUAGCAACGCACCUCCAAGAGCUCAACAUAUUUCUCUGCAAUAAUGGAGUUUCAUUAUGCUCACCCUGCCCCGCUCUCUGUGGCCCAUCUGUCAUAUCCCACUUGCGCUCAUCAUAUGCUCGGACUUGGACUGAAUCAAAGCCUCAGCAGACAAAAUGAUGGCAACAUCAGCUCCUGUUUGGAAGAGUCUUCGUGUCUGCCCGGCAGACCCCCUCGCUCUCUCUCACCCACAGGCUAACCACAGCCAAUCACAGGGGUGCAGGGGGGAGGUGUCAGAGGAGAGUCAGCACUUAAUUGGUGAUGGUCUCACUGACUGGAUGACGGAAGAAGUGGAUUUCUCCUCGUACCUCCCAAACCCUCCUUCCCCUCCCUCCUCCACCAAUGCCUCCCUUCCCCCUUCACCCCUUCACAAUGAUAUCCAGGUGCCCUCUGACUUGGAGGUCAUGACCUCUCUGCUGCAAGAGGAACUCGCCCAACUGGAGGACUACUUCCUGUCUGAACCACUGCCGGAGAAAGGGCCGAGGUUGGGAAAAUGCGACAGGGGUCCACUGCCGACGGGUCCUCAGCCGUUCACUCAGCUGCCAUACGCAUCAUACUCAUCAUCCAGCCAAUCGGAAUCCAGCCCACUCCUUGUUACCCUGGCAACCGGGGAACUGGACCUGCUGAGCAUCUGUGGCGGGUCCAUUGGGCGAUCCAAAAUCCCACGACACGCCCCAUACAGCUGCAGUCGCCCCACUGGGUGUGGUAGGAAACGAGUUUCUGACGGUGUGAGGUUCAGUGAGAGCUACGAUAACAGUUUGUUGAGUUCCAAAGGAAUUAACUCAGGUAACUCAGCGGUGACCCUUACAGGUAGCUACGGCUGUGUAGAGGACGAGCAGCUGGUAGGGAAGAGCUACUGUCUGGGUAGUGCAGUCGAGGUCAGGCGAUGUGCCGUUCUACCAAAAGAAGACAAAAACUGCUGUUUCAGUCAAGAUGUCAUAGGUGGUGCAAAGGUUGUCGGUGGUGGUUUUGGCUUUGGUGGAUCACUUGAUGUCCAACAUAAGAAAGAGGAUCUGCUGAUGUACAGCAUGAGGGAGGUCAGCGGAGGCACUGCUAACAACGAGGUGCUGAAUAGUAUCAAAGCUAGCGUGGAGGUGACAAAAGCUAGUGUUUCUUGGAAAUCAGAGAGCGGUGAUGGUUGUUUUAUUCCAGGAGCACCACAGUCUGAGGCCUAUCACAGCUUCUUAGGCAACGUCAACGAGCAGGUGAAGUCAGAGAGUCUGCAGGUAGCAGCACAGCAUGAUUUGCACUGUAACUUCCUGGAGGAUCAGGGUCCAGAGUGUCUUUUAAUGGCGAGGGAGAGUCUGAACCUGGAGACAUUAGGGCACAGACAGGCAUGCAGGCUGAAAGAAGACCACUGUGCUGUGAAGUACGAAGUGGACAUGGUGCCAGCUGAAGGCGGCGAGCGCAAACAGAAGAAGAGAGAUCAGAACAAAACUGCUGCUCACAGGUAUCGCCAGCGAAAAAGGGCGGAGCUUGACACGUUGGAGGAACAGUUGCACUGCCUUGAAGGGAGGAACCGGGAGCUCCGGGACAAGGCAGAGUCCGUAGAACGUGAAAUCCAAUAUGUCAAAGACCUGCUGAUUGAAGUUUACAAGGCCCGCAGUCAAAGGCUAAAGCAGGACUCAUCAGCUUAACACCAAACUCCUGCAAGUACAUGAACAGCAGGCGAACAGGGAAAACGUUUGUGUCUUUAUGAUUGUCCAAAAUAGAAUGUUGAAUUUCUUUUAUAAUUUCACGACAGGUUGGAUAAAUGCAUGCUUGACUAAUGUGAAUUAUUUUUACAUUUUAAAUCAACACUCUUAUCCAAUGCUUCCAUUGCUUCCGCAACUCUAAUCACUUGAGCCUGCAUUGUGGCAUUGCAAUGUUUUAAAUGACAAUCAUUUUCAAUACAACUCGCACUGCGUGAAUCUACUGAUUUAGAUAGGGUUAUUUCUUAUGAAGUAAUGUUAUUUAUAACACAGUUUUAAUGUUUUAAUAGCCUUACAUUGGAAUUGAUGUCAGCAAUAGAAGUUUUUUAUUUUUUAUUUUUAAAUUGUAUUUACAACACUGUAUCAUCCUGUUCAAAAGCUUAAGUCUGGUUUGUUGUUGCUGUUAUCAUGUUACACAGCAUCACUUCUUCUUAAAUUACAGUUUCAAACCAAACCCUCGAAAUAGCAAACGAUAUUUCAAAUGAUUUGAAUUUUAGUCAAAGUAAAGACAAUUAAAAUCUUAGAAAUAGCCGCUGAAAUCCAGAGGAGCAAAGUGUAGCGCGCCAUUGUUUUAACAUUGACGAUACAAACUUCAGGACAAAAGCAUGCAGCUCAUGUUUUACUUUUAUUUUCUUUCUUUUUUUCCACAAGUUCAAUCAUUUACCUUUACCUUUGGUACAAACAGUACUCUGUUUGCAUUAGUUUUAUAUUCCCAAAUAUUUUCAUUACUCACCUGUGUUGGCCCGGCAGUGAUUGAAAAUAUUUAUAAAAUGUAAUAUUCUCUGACUCAAAGAGAACAAAUUUAUUACUUGCACUUUUUUGAAGGUGGACACUGAUGCUUUUUUUUUUUUUUUUUUUGUGGCAAUUUGUUUAUUUAAUUCAUACAGCAAAUUAUAAAAUCUACUUUGCAGCUCAGGAUAUGCAGUUUGUCCUUCAGUGCUACACAUUUCAGCUGAGGAUUCAUGGCAGGACACUACAGACUUCUGCUCUUCAUUUGAUUCCCCUGCUGUGGGUUUCCCUGAUGUAAAAACACGUUUUCUUCUGUACAAACAUUGUAACUAUAGUGGAGAUUUAGCACGCUCCCUCUGCAUGUUUUUCUCACUCUCUUGGAAUAGAAAAUGUAGGAUUUCAGAACAAGUCGGGGACUCUUUAUCUAAACUGCUUGUUAAAGCAAUAAGUUUUCUAGGCCUCUGGCUGAUCUGCACUAAUUUGUAACAACUUUUGUAUGUUCAGGGAGUGGAGUGUGUUCGCCUUUUCUUUGUAGGAAUUUACCUAAAAAAAUCUCAUUAGAUUAUUUGUGAAGGCUUUUGCAGUGUUAGCUUUGGUGUAAAAUGAUAAUGUCGGAAUUGAUUUUAGUUUUUUUUUGCCAAGCAAACAACCACAUGUACUGUUCCACAUGCCUAUACUGAGGGUAGAUUUAUUUCUAUGCAUAUUUAUUUUAAGACAAUCUUGGAUAAAAGCGUUGACUGACUGAUAUUUAUUAUGUCUGUUCAGUUUGAAGAAAACAAAAUCGUGUCACAUUGUUUGAGCCCUCUGCGGUGUACUAUCAGCUGCGAUUGUGAAAAACCAAAAAUGUGAAUUGAAAGCACAUAAUUAACGCUGUGUAAUUUUAUUUUCAUUUCACCGAAAAAUGCACAUUUCCUCUGUGUGACUGCAACUUCUUUUUCCACAUUAAAAAUAAAGAGUCGUAACUCAG
Labrus bergylta (ballan wrasse) is the source of this 3620-nucleotide messenger RNA. RefSeq names its product activating transcription factor 5a (gene atf5a). The record is from RefSeq and is a predicted model, not a curated record. Gene Ontology annotation, cellular component: nucleus. Gene Ontology annotation, biological process: regulation of transcription by RNA polymerase II. Gene Ontology annotation, molecular function: DNA-binding transcription activator activity, RNA polymerase II-specific; RNA polymerase II transcription regulatory region sequence-specific DNA binding. NCBI's taxonomy places the organism in Eukaryota, Metazoa, Chordata, Actinopteri, Labriformes, Labridae.